ACAACUCACCCACCCAGUCAAAACUCGCCAACUCGCCCUUAUUUAUAUACUCACCAACUCCCUCCCUCUGUUUUACUUUGACUGAAGAUUCAUUUCUUUUUUUCUUUUAGGGUUAAUUAGUUUUAGUGAAGGAAAAAAUAAAUCUAGAUCAUGUUUUUGUUCGAUUGGUUCUAUGGGAUUCUUGCUUCCCUCGGUCUAUGGCAUAAAGAGGCCAAGAUCUUGUUUUUAGGGCUUGAUAAUGCUGGCAAAACCACGCUCCUUCACAUGCUCAAAGAUGAGAGAUUAGUUCAGCAUCAGCCAACACAGCAUCCCACAUCAGAGGAAUUGAGCAUUGGGAAAAUCAAGUUUAAAGCUUUUGAUUUGGGAGGCCAUCAGAUUGCUCGAAGAGUUUGGAAAGAUUACUACGCCAAGGUGGAUGCAGUUGUUUACCUGGUAGAUGCUUACGACAAGGAGAGGUUUGCUGAGUCAAAAAAGGAGUUGGAUGCUCUCCUCUCUGAUGAAUCUUUGGCUAAUGUUCCAUUCUUGAUAUUGGGUAACAAGAUCGAUAUACCAUAUGCUGCCUCAGAAGAUGAGUUGCGUUAUCACCUUGGCCUGACCAAUUUCACCACAGGCAAGGGUAAGGUCAAUUUGGGAGACUCCAAUGUUCGUCCCCUCGAGGUAUUCAUGUGUAGCAUUGUCCGAAAAAUGGGUUAUGGAGAUGGUUUCAAGUGGGUUUCUCAGUACAUUAAGUAGGUAGCUAAAGAGAAAUCAGACAUGCUAUGCUUUCUUUCUUAAUGUUAUUUUUAUACUGGAUUUAGUUGGGUUAUCCCUUUUCACUUUUUCUUCCAUUUUUGUUUGAAUUGGUAAACAUACCUCCCCUCUACGAAACAAUGAGACAUAUAAGUAAUUGAUGAUUUGGGUUAAUUUAGAGGGUGCCCCUUUCAUUUUUUCUUC
Gossypium raimondii (Peruvian cotton) is the source of this 933-nucleotide messenger RNA. RefSeq names its product GTP-binding protein SAR1A. The record is from RefSeq and is a predicted model, not a curated record. The transcript is spliced from 3 exons. Lineage: Eukaryota; Viridiplantae; Streptophyta; Magnoliopsida; Malvales; Malvaceae. Gene Ontology annotation, biological process: membrane organization; vesicle organization; endoplasmic reticulum to Golgi vesicle-mediated transport. Bases 151 to 732 code for a protein of 193 amino acids. Gene Ontology annotation, cellular component: COPII vesicle coat; endoplasmic reticulum exit site. Gene Ontology annotation, molecular function: GTPase activity; GTP binding.